This is a messenger RNA of Magnusiomyces paraingens, 2514 nucleotides long. RefSeq lists its product as uncharacterized. NCBI's taxonomy places the organism in Eukaryota, Fungi, Ascomycota, Dipodascomycetes, Dipodascales, Dipodascaceae. Gene Ontology annotation, molecular function: protein binding. The record is from RefSeq and is a predicted model, not a curated record. The coding region runs from base 1 to 2514 and encodes 837 amino acids. The transcript has a single exon.
AUGGUCUACCAACAUCCUUCCGGUGCAAACAACGCUCUUUUACCAUUUGCUCACAAUGAAUCUCGCCCACCAAACGAACUAGCUCUAAGCACUGUUGUUCCUCCUGCAUCAACUUCUACCGUAAACAUCAACCAUCCUACGACAACCGCCACUAAUAAUAUUAUUACGACUUCAGAAUCUUAUUUUGGCCCGCCUUACUCUGUUUCUGGCUCAUAUACACGCAGCGGUGCAUUGGGUCUUGGACUUAGUAUGGGAAUUGGUGGGUACUCUUCUUUAACUUCUGAUUCACUGGACGGUCCUAGUCUACCAAGCUCUAGUAUUGUGGACUCAGAAGACGGUAAAGGCAUUUACUUUUUUGAAGAAAAACGAAUGGCUGGAGGUAAUAUCCCAGGAUAUAUGGAGUUUACCAGCGGUAAUUCCAUGUAUAAAAUGGAAUACCAUGGAAUUUCAGGCACAUCAAAUGAUACCCCAAAGAGUUUUGCACGACACCGUGAAAGAUUUAGUGAUAAUAUGCUGGAUGAUAAUGAUGAGGAAGAAGAAGAAGAAGAUGGGGACAAUGAAAGUUUUUGUCAAGAAGAAAAUGAUCAAGAAAAUAGUGAAAAGUUAGGAAACGGUGGUGGCAAAAGACGUCGCAAUUUUGGUACCCCUAGCGCUAAACGAUUUCACGAUAUGACUUGUGACUUGCCUCCUAGUUCGCCACCGCCACCUGUCGACAUGGAUGAAGACGAUGAAGUCAAUGAUUUUGGAGAGUUUAACUUGACUAAAGAUACAAACGCACAGCGUCAUGUCUUUGAAACUGAAGCUGAUUCUUCUUUAAUUAUGGAUCCCCAUAUUAACAACAGUACAUAUACUCCACCAAGCAUCUCUUCCUCUUCUUCUUCAUCUUCGCGCAAACACGAAAAGAGCACACUUAAAAGCGCAGCAUCAUUUUUUUCUAGCAGGAGAAUACCUGCUCCGAUGUCGUCUAAUGGCGCAUACAGUGCAAAUAGCAUCAGCAUUGUUUCGCCUAUUAAAAGCAAAUCCGCUUACCGUUCGGCUUUUAAAAACCCUAAGGACAAGCAAUCUAUUUUAUCUUUGCCGUUGUUAUCUUCAUCAUCGUCGGCAGCAUCAUCCUCGUUUCCCUUGCAUCAUGCACACUCUGUAGAACACCAUUAUUACCAGCAUCUUCCUCAUCACGGACCUGAACCAUGGGGGUACGCUCAGGCCCGAGAAAUUAUUAAAACUGCAUGUAACGACAAUGACCGGUCAAUCCACCUCGACGAUAUGGGACUCACCGAUGUACCACCAGAGAUUGCGGAUCUCAAGCAUAUGGUAUGGACCGAUAAAAACAUGCAGACCAUAUGCUCAGAUCUUCAUUUGUAUUUGGCCAACAAUCAACUUACACGCGUCCCGCCGCCACUGUUGGCCUUGGACAAUCUCACAGUGCUCUCCCUACGGGGAAACCAAUUGACCGACUUGCCACCGGCUGUGGCUCGUUUUGGUAGGCUUCAGAAUUUGUCGAUCGGUAUUAACUGCCUCAAGUACCUGCCAAGCGAACUGUUAUUGCUCAAAAACCUGACGGUCCUUGCACCACAUCCUAAUCCUUAUCAGCAGAUCCCCGCGGAACAUCGUGAGCUUGCAGAAUCCAUCAAACAGAAAAAGACUACAGGUGGCAGUGUGUCAACAACUGAUGGCGAUGGUUAUUAUUUCAUUCAAAAAGAAGAUACCUCUAUUUCUCGACCUAAAGAAUAUACCGAAGGUGCUAUACGAUACUGGGUUGAGCCUCAUGUUGAUUUAAAAAAAUACGGGAACCUUAUUGCCUUUGCACGACCAGUUCCUAAAGAACAUCAAUUCCCUGAAGCCACUGAAAAGGCUAUAGCAUCUCAACCAGUCCAUUUACCUUCACCUUUACCCUCUCCAAGUUCAUCCUUCUCCGGAACUGAUGCUCUGAAAACACCUAUUACAGACACAUUUGCUAGUACCACAAAACAACAUGCCGCCGUCAUUGCGUCUACCGAUAUACAUCUACCAUCACCGGCACGCACAAUCAGCGAUAAAUCUCAAGAGACAAUAUCAACUCUUAGCAUUGGGGAAGAAGCUGCGCGGUGUAAUGCGCUGAAAACAGGCCUACCUCCGCAUGUUCUUGUGGGCCCACCACAUCUUAGCGAUUACUGUGCACGCGUGGUUGCAGCACAUGUACGACCUGAGAGCGCAGAACUUGAUACAUUAUGCGAUGCACGCACACAACCGGUUGUGCGCGGGCUUGUAGAUGAGGCUGCCAUUGCAGCACAGCGAGGAGCUAGGUGUGGGCAGUGCUAUGGCGAAUUGGCGGCGGAGUCAGCGGGCACAAUGGGGGCUGGAGUCGGACAUGCGUUUGAAUGGUGGGACGGCAUCAAGGGUCACCAUGGACUGGUAUUUGUGCGCGAAUUUUGUAGCACUCGAUGUGUUGUGGAGUGGGCCCAGGGAGUGAAUUCGCAGCUGCCCGAGUGUCUUGAUCUGUGGGCAUCUUCUAAUGUCCGUACUUUUAACUAUUAA